AAUUUUUAGGAGGAUUUUUUCGACCCCUCUGGAUUCGAUUCCGGGAUCCUCAAAACGAAUUUAUGGGAAACAUUUUGCUGUUCUAAAAAUCACUCAGCUUAAUCAUCAAAACAUAUGGAGAACAUUUUCUAAAAAUAUGAUAAACAAUGUUAUUUUAACUUUUCCAAAAAAAAUUAUUAAUUUUUUUUUCAUAUGUAAUAAGUUGUGUAUUGAAGCAACAAUGAAUCAAGAUAAAAAGACAAGCAUUCUUUUACCACCUGAAUCUGUUAGAGGAAUGAAGCAAUUAAAUCGUGAUGCUUUCAGAAAAACUGUAGACGUUCCUUGUUUAUCUGUUCCAAAAGAGAGUUCUUUAAAAAUUCUUAAAAUAGUGAAACCAUAUAUUUUAAAAUUGUUUAACUUCAAGAGUUUGCAUGAAACAAAUUGUGAAAAUAUAAAGUUUAUAUAUAUUAAUCCUGACUUGAUUAAAUGUUUUAAUGAUUUUAAAGAUAUUGAAAUAACUAAAUUAUUAGAAAAUAAAAUAAAAGAAGAAAAUUUAACUUGGAAGAAACUAGAUAUUGGUUAUGAAAAUUGGAGACCUGAUAUUAUUCUCAAAGCUGUAUUGCCUCCUGAUCUUCGUGUGACAUCUUAUAGUAUAAUUGGUCAUAUUUUACAUUUAAAUCUAAAAGAACCAGUGCUUGAAUACAAAAAUUUAAUUGGAGAAGUCUUUUUGGAUAAACUUCAGAAUGUUAAAACAGUAGUUAACAAAACCAACACUAUAGAUUCUACCUUUAGAUUCUUCACAAUGGAAAUUCUUAGUGGUGAAAAUAAUAUGAAUGUUUGUGUUAAAGAAAAUGGUUGUAUUUAUAAAUUUGAUUUCUCAAAAGUUUAUUGGAAUCCUAGACUUUGUACAGAACAUGAACGAAUUAUUUCAAAAUUGGAAUCUGGAAAUUUCUUGUUUGAUGUUUUUGCUGGUGUUGGUCCAUUUGCAAUACCUGCUGCAAAAAAGAAGUGUGAAGUAUUUGCAAAUGAUCUUAAUGUUCAUAGUUUUGAAUGGCUUAAUAUUAAUGUACUAGCUAAUAAAGUAGAUUCUUGGAUAAAAACAUAUAAUAUGGAUGGAAGAAAUUUUAUUCAUGAAGUAAUUAAACCAAAAGUAAAAGAAAUUUGGAAAAAUAAUAAAUUAUCAAAAAUACAUAUUGUAAUGAAUCUUCCAGCUAGUGCAGCUGAAUUUUUAAAUGAGUUUAUAGGAUUCUAUAGUGAUUUAACAGAUGACGAAUAUGGUGAAAUGCCUUUUAUCCAUUGUUAUUGCUUUAUUAAAGAUGCUGAUAAUUACAAAGAAGCAGCAAAACAAACAAUAGAAUUUUAUUUACAAUAUCAGUUGAAAACUGAUGUAGAAGUGACUUUUGUGAGAAAUGUAUCUCCAAAUAAAGAAAUGAUGAGAGUAUCAUUUAAGUUGCCUAAAGAAGUCACAUUACAAAGUAAAGAUGAUGAGCCAGCACAAAAGAAAAUGUGUUUUUCAGAAAAAUUACAAGAAUAAAUUUUUUGUUUUUAAAUAAAUAAAUUAAUUAAAUUGUAUUGAUUUAUUUGAAAUUAUUCUGUUUAUAUUAAAAAAUAAAUCUAUAGUUUUGUGUAAAGUCACGUGAUUGCUGGAUUAAAUAUAUAGCUAUUGGGCUUAGAGAUAUAUGCAAGUUUAAAUUAAUAAUUCUCUCUCACAUUCUUCUUAAGCAAAUAAAGUAUUCAGAAUAAUAAUUUACCAUAUUUUUUGUAUUUUUGAGAUAAAUAGUUUUCUUUAAAUAAUUUAUACUUCAAACAUUUUUUCUACUAAAGGAUUUAAAUCUUAAUGAACGGAGCAAAAAACUUGAUGUUUUUCAAUGUUACCACACCGUAAAAUGGUUCUAUAUGAGUAAUUUUUUAAGUUGGUGUGGUGAAUAGUUAUUUAAACUUGAUGUUAUUAAUUAUUCUUCUAAUCUGCUUUUAUUAUUAUUUUAAUAUAUUGUUUGCUUAAAAUAUUGAUCUUAAUGAAUCAUAAUUUAAUCACUGAUGUAGUCUUUAAAGGUUAUAAUACUGAAAAUACUUAUGAAUUUGUAAAUGCCAUGAAAGAUACCUUUUAAAACUAUCAUUUUAGAAUGCUUCUUUUAAUAGUUUCAUAUAACAGAUCAGUUUCUAAUCUUUUGAUGAGAAAUGAGGGUUUUUGUUUUCAAGAUUAAAAAUAUUUAGUUUUAAUAAUAAAUUCAAUAUAAAUGCCACAAAUUUUAUUUACUUGUAAUUUAUUAAACCUGAAAUCAAUGAAUUACCAAAAACAUCAAAAUUAAUAGACUGACUAAUAUUAAUAGUUUAAAAAGUGAUUUAUUGUAAACAUUUGCUAGCCAAACAGGUAUUUGAAGCUAAAAUCAGAGGGGGAAAAACAAAGGGACAUCCUAGACAAAAGUGUAUUGAUAGAAUUUAACUUUAGGCUAAAAACUUGUCUGUCAAUAGAAGAGUUUGGAGAAAAGUAGUAGUGGUAUAAAAGUUUUAUUUUUCAUGAUCUGGGUAUCAGCAGGAAUGACUGAUGGUGAUAAUUUGCUUAAUUUUUCUGUAAGGCAUUUUAUGUAAACUACACUUGCACAUUCCAUUUAUAAUACAGAUAUAAUUCAUUUUCUAAAAACAGGUUUAGAUAACACAGAUUAUUAUGUAAAUCUUACAAAUUGAAAUAAAAAGAUUAAUUUAUGACUGUCUCACAUUAAUAAAAUCUUUAAAAAAUUGGAUAUAGCCACAAAUUAUUAAACCAAUACAAUUCUUAUUAUGUUAAUAUUUAAACAAAAUAAUAAUGAAUAAAAGUCGGAAAAAUUUAGAAAUUGAUAAAUUUUACUACUAGUAUGUACAGUUUGAGACUUUUAUUGUGGUGAAUUUUACAUUCUUAAAUUGAAAAAUAAUUCAUAUGAAAAAUAAUUUUCUUAAAAAUGAGAUACAGUACUUAGAUCUUGUAUGAAAUCAAUGUUCAGAAUCAAAAAUUUAAGUUCCAUUUCUGUAUAAAACAUAUUGAAAUGUCGGUUUGUGUAAGUAACAUAAAUACAGUAUAUAAUGUUAAUAUUUUUGAUUAUUUUUUUAAAUAUUACAAACUUUAUGCCUUCAUUUGGUUUAUCAGUUUUUAAGAUGUGUUAAAUAUUUUAUCACUUACUGAAAAACCUUAUUGACAAAUAAAAGUAAUUUCAUACUUUACACAUGUAAAACUACUAUAAUUAUAUCAGUGCAGAUACAUAAGAUAGAUUAAUCUCUUUGUUUAUUGCUAUAAAAGAAAAAUAUUUUUAAAGUAUUAUGUUAUUGAAAAAAAACUGUGUUAAUGUAAUUACAUAAUAAAUGCAAUAAAUAAACUAUGUAAUGUAAAAUUCAACAAUCAUUUCCAAUCUUACAAGAUCUGCAUCAGGUCAACAACAUUCUAAAUUGGAAUGUGCAGAACCAAUUUCAAAACUUUUUUAAAUAAUUGGAACAAAAAAUACAGAUGUAAAAUAUAAAUUAUAUAUGUAAAGAUUUGGUGGCAAUUUUAAGAUGUAUAGAAUCUUUAGAAAUAUACAAGGCUGACCUGACAGGCAGUUGUAUUGACUUUAGGGAUGGAAAAAGCAUCUCAUACGCUUGGCAAUGCUUUCAUGAAAA
Messenger RNA from Centruroides sculpturatus (bark scorpion), 3606 nucleotides. RefSeq names its product tRNA (guanine(37)-N1)-methyltransferase-like. Gene Ontology annotation, biological process: mitochondrial tRNA methylation; tRNA N1-guanine methylation. Bases 137 to 1513 code for a protein of 458 amino acids. The record is from RefSeq and is a predicted model, not a curated record. Gene Ontology annotation, cellular component: cytoplasm; mitochondrial matrix. The transcript is spliced from 2 exons. Lineage: Eukaryota; Metazoa; Arthropoda; Arachnida; Scorpiones; Buthidae.